This is a messenger RNA of Linum trigynum, 2301 nucleotides long. NCBI's taxonomy places the organism in Eukaryota, Viridiplantae, Streptophyta, Magnoliopsida, Malpighiales, Linaceae. The record is from the annotation of a GenBank genome assembly.
UUGAGUCAAACGACAGAGCAACAAUCGAUGUUGAGGAAAUGCCCGUCCCCAACUCUGGUGAUCUUUAUCGAAUCGGACAUUAUUUGUCGUAUUUUCAUAGGCGAAUGAAAUAUGUUAACCAAGUUGUUUGGCAUACGCGUGGUACCACGUAAAAUUGUACAACGGUUUCAUUCUUACCCUAAACCAAGUGGUGAUUUAUUCCAAUUUUUCACCCUAGCUAGUUCAUCCCUCCCUAUUAUUGUAUUUUAUUAUGUGAUAUCAUUAACAUAAAAGGUAUAUGGCUUUUCUGGACACCAAUCAUCGAUGUCAACAAACACCAGCUUUGAGCAUGUGAAUCUGCACAGGAGAGAGAGAGAGAGAGAGAGAGAUGUCAAAACGUUUUCAUUUGUUUCCAAGCAAAGAAACAAUAAUUCGAACUUCUUUAAUUUCUUUAUAUCAAAACGGAUGACGACGACGAGGGAAAAUUGAGCUGUCUAACAACUUAAAAAAAUGCCAGAGCCUCCACUCCAUUGUUGUUUAUAAAUAGGGAAAACAAGAGUUGCCAGCCACAUCAUUUCCAUCACAGCAUCCCUUGGUAUUGGCGUGUGAAUUGAAUUGAUUGCUCUCUUCUUUGUCCCAUUUUCCGGAUCCGCUUUCUGGUUCUCAUUUAUUCCUCUCUCGUAACGUCAAUACCAAAAAAGUGAAAAACCCACAUGGCUGUUCCACAUGAUCGCCGCCGCAGCCGGUCGUCGUCCGGCCAAGUGAUGGUGGCGGCGGUGUUGGUUGAUAUCUUCAUGGUUGUCGUCCUAAAUGCCGGCGGUAUCAGCGCCGGCGGGCGAGCCACGGCGUUGGAUUGGCGGAAGGAGACGAGAAGGAGCCUUAUUGCCAAUGGAUUGGGUCUUACACCGCCUAUGGGAUGGAAUAGCUGGAACCAUUUCCAGUGUAAUAUUUCAGAGGAGAUGAUAAGAGAAACAGCGGAUGCCAUGGUUUCAUCUGGGCUUGUUGCUUUAGGGUAUCACUACAUCAACAUAGAUGAUUGUUGGGCCGAGCUUAACAGGGAUUCUGAGGGAAAUUUCGUGGCUAAAAAUUCAACCUUUCCAUCCGGAAUCAAGGCGCUGGCAGAUUAUGUCCAUGCUAAAGGCCUCAAACUUGGAAUUUAUUCAGAUGCCGGUUCUCAGACUUGCAGCAACCUAAUGCCAGGAUCAUUGGGCCACGAAGAACAAGACGCCAAAACCUUUGCUUCCUGGGGAAUCGACUACUUGAAAUAUGAUAACUGCAACGACGACGGGACAAGCCCCAAACUGAGGUAUCCUGUAAUGAGCAGAGCACUGUUAGAUAGCGGAAGACCAAUCUUCUUCUCUCUAUGUGAAUGGGGCAGGGAAGAUCCUGCGACUUGGGCCAGUGGGAUCGGAAAUAGUUGGAGAACAACAGGGGACAUUAGUGACAAUUGGGACAGCACGACAUCUUGUGCAGAUCAAAAUGAUCAGUGGGCGCUUAACGCUGGUCCAGGAGGCUGGAAUGAUCCUGACAUGCUUGAAGUUGGGAAUGGGGGCAUGACCACCCAAGAAUACCGAGCACAUUUCAGCAUAUGGGCAUUAGCCAAGGCGCCGCUCCUCAUUGGGUGCGAUAUUCGGUCCAUGACCAAAGAAACGCACGAAAUUCUGAGCAACGACGAAGUGAUUGCUGUGAAUCAAGAUAAGUUAGGAGUGCAAGGGAAGAAGGUGAAGAAGGAGGGGGAUUUGGAAGUUUGGGCUGGACCACUCAGUCACAACAGAGUGGCAGUGGUGCUGUGGAAUAGAAGCUCUUCCAACGCCACGGUCACCGCGGAAUGGCCAGACCUAGGGCUCGACCCAUCCGCCAUUGUUGAGGUCAGAGAUCUGUGGGAGCACUUGACAUACCAGCGAGUGGGAGUUGAACUCUCUGCUGACUUGGAGCCUCAUGCUUGUAAGAUGUAUGUCCUCACUCCAACACAAUCGGGAAAACUACUUGGGCACGAGUUGUGAAUUAAACUAGAUUGAUCUUCAACAAAAAUGUGUUGUAUCCUAUACUUAUGUCAUUGUGUGUGUUAUUUCCCCCCGGUCUUACCUUCCAAUUUUUGUAUUUUGUUCCAUGGACAUUCAUGGGAAAAAUGGAUGAUAUUGGUCAAAAUUCAACGAUUGGGAAACACAGAAUUCAAAAGAAGAAUGUUAUGUUACAAAUAGUGUAUAUGCAUUUCCUGUUUUCAAAUUCUAUGUCGCUGUGACAAUUGAAUGGGUGUAUUUAUGAGCUUUGUCUAGGUGAUCCAAGUAGCCUUUAUCUACUUAGUAAAUUUACCGAUAUCUU